AUGGUGGUCGGAACACGCAGCACAGCCUUCGGCGCACCAAGCUACUUGGCGCUCUCGUUCAAGCAGACUUUUGGCACCCCAUCGCUCGCUUCUACUGAUAGUCGAUGCAAAGAACUACAUGCGUUUGUGUUUUCAGCUGCGCUUCUAACAGCUGAACAUAACAUCGACGAGGUGUGUGUAUUCUUAAAGGUGAAUUACUAA
Messenger RNA from Plasmopara halstedii, 201 nucleotides. RefSeq lists its product as uncharacterized. The transcript has 2 exons. Lineage: Eukaryota; Oomycota; Peronosporomycetes; Peronosporales; Peronosporaceae. The record is from RefSeq and is a predicted model, not a curated record. The coding region runs from base 1 to 201 and encodes 66 amino acids.